ACGGGCUCCUUGCUGAGUCAGCUGGUCAGACUCUUGCCGCAGACUCGCAGUCCCUCUCCAGCACUCUUACCUUGAUUCCAUCAACUGAAUGAUCGGCCCAUCUACGCACUUUCACGGCUUUUACUCGAGCGGGCCUUGUCGAGAUGGACUGCACUUAGCUUGCAGAAAAUCCGCGCCCACGACUUUGCCGGACUGACCACCGCUGAACAUGGUCAGACUGCCGGAGUCCGGAAGGCGAUGAUGGCGUUAGCUGGUUUGCUAUGCCUUUGAUCAGUGAUGGCCGAGCACUUCGCCGUCUUCGCUGUCUUGCGCCAGCCUUCUCUCAAUCAUUCUGGAGCAGACAGACUCCUUGCCUUCAGCGCAUUCAACUCCGUUCAGUAAACACUGCAAGGACGAUCUCGCAACAUGGUGUUGGCAUGGCCCAAGAACACUUCGAACACGUAUUCGCCCCUUGGAAGCACAGAAAAAGGCCAACAACCAGUCACGAGCGAGGAACCUGAAACGCAUGGCGAUAGUGCUUCCUGGGAGCGCACUCCAAGCACGUCUCGACGAUCCAGAAGCUGGGAAGCCGUUCAGAUUAUCACCUGCAUCCUUUGCAUCGCUAUACUCCUGGCAACUAUAGGCCAGAACUUCCGACGCCCGUCCACGCUGCCUACCAAGUACCGCAAAGAGACUAUAACAUGCGGGAACACAACUGACGAGGCAAAAUCGCGAGGCUGCGUCUUCGAUCUGCUGGCAAACAAUUGGGUGGCACCCCAAUGCCUCGAUCCGUUGACUGAAUCCGAAUAUCGAAGCUGGCUUUUCAGUCCGGAACGUGCACAUGGAUCUUUUCCAUUCUUCUAUGAUCCAGAGGGCAGACAUCGUGUUCCGGACGAGCAUGCUCUUUCGCUCCACGCUGAUGGACCGACGGAGCACGACAGGCGCGUAUACACCACUCGCGAGCAACACCUGAAUCAUUGCAUCUUCGUCUUGAAACGACUUCAUCGUGCUAUGCGGGGACAAGUCGUACUCAAUGAUGAACAUGGGGCAUACGCGCACACCGAACAUUGUGCGACGCAACUCUAUCUCGAUAACGUGAGCAUAUUGGACAAGCUUGUGGAGGAAUGCUACAUCGGGUAUGCGAAUUGUACGAUAGACGUCCCAAUUUGAGCCAUGGGGGCUUUCCCAGCGCUGAUUGCGUCCUACUCUCUUCUGAUAACCAAUACUGCUCUCGUAACUGGAAUGAGCGUUUCACGUUGACAGCUGAAGCUUCCGCUCCCGACUCGCGCGAUUUGACAGUGGCGCCAAAUAACGAGAUUCUGACCGAGAGCACGAUUGACAAUACGAUUUUUGAUAUUCGAUACACCUCAACUGCAAUCAAGUAGCUAAU
This is a messenger RNA of Cercospora beticola, 1369 nucleotides long. Lineage: Eukaryota; Fungi; Ascomycota; Dothideomycetes; Mycosphaerellales; Mycosphaerellaceae. The record is from RefSeq and is a predicted model, not a curated record.